CCAAGGGGGGCGGGUCUAGAUUUUUACAGUACAGUUUAACGUUAAAUUUAAGGUUCUAAAACUAACAGAAAGAUGGAAACGGAGGAGUGGAGAGAAGAGGGGAUGGAGAGGCACUUCUGGCCGCCGAUGUUUCUGGACCCGAGUUAUCGGUGGGAGGAGUACAGAGUGGGGAGAGGGGUGACACUCCGGCUCCUGGCGGUACAGGACGGAGGGGAGGACAAAACAGCCUCCUGUCUGACAGGUCAGAUGGUUUGGCCAGCAGCUAGGGUUCUGUCACGGUAUCUUGUGGACCAACCAGAGCUGGUGCAGGAUAGAACAGUACUGGAGCUUGGAGCAGGUACGGGCCUACUCGGUUUAGUUGCUGCCAGUCUCUCACCCUGUCCUAGAAAAGUGGUCCUGACUGACAACAACAUGACUACGUUGGACAUGAUAGAAGCAAACAUCGAAGAAAACUUUCCCGCUCAAGCAGCAACGACUCCCCACUGUGCCCAUCUCCACUGGGGAGAAAACCUUGACAAAUUCCUCCACGACCAUGGGAAAUUUGACGUCAUCUUAGGCGCAGACGUGAUCCUCUGGAUGCAGUACAUUCAGCCCUUGUUCGAAACCGUAAAGAACCUUCUUUCACAGUCAGAAACUGCCACGUUUCUUCUGUGUUAUCAGUGCAGACGUGCAGAGCUUAAGCACAAGGUGCAUGAGGCAGCUAAAGAGGUACAUCUGGUUGGCAAAGAAAUUCAACUACAAGGAAACGCAGCCUUCUCAGAGCUGGAGAAUAAAACAAAGGACACCCUACAUCUGAUAGAAUUUUCUCACCAGUUUGUUAACACGUGUGAAACAAAUGCAGUAUGCAGUACCAUAUAGUGGCUGCAACGUUCUUAAUAAUCUUUGACAAUAUGAGAGUGUCUUUUACAAUUUUAAUAUAGUGAUAAUCUCUACUGAAGGUGCAGGGUACUAAUGAAAUUACAUGUAUCUAUUUUCUUGGAGCACCAGGAAGAACUUUUCCAAAUGAUCUUGUCAAGAUAUCUUGUCCUGUACUUUUUGGCCAAUUUUGUGAUCUGGCCUUUUUUAGAACAAAAGUAGGACUGCUACUAGUACUAGUAAAUGUCAUUCUGAGAGGUUCUGCAGUUCAUAAGAGAUUUUAUCUGCUAUGUAUGUAUGUCCUAAUCUUGAGUGCUGGCAUCCAGUACUACAGAAUAAUUUUUAGAUUUACCAGUCUGUGUUGAAGGUGCAUGGGCUGCAGUGUAUUAUUGUAGUUCUUAUUCUGUGUCCUGAGUGCUGGCAUCCAGUACUACAGGAUAAUUUUGAGAUUUACUAGUCUAGUUGCCCCGACGGCAGUAAAGACUGCUAUGGGACCGGUGAGGUGAGGUGAGGUUGAAGUUGCAUGUGAUGCAGUACAUUACUGUAGUUCAUACUCUAGAUGUGCUAUAUUUUGCCUAUCAGUUAUGCCAAAUGUUUGCUGUUUUGUUGAAACUUAUUAUCCAGCUAUUGUUUUCUAGCAUUGUUGCAUUGACUGUCAGACAGAGCUUCAUCAUUGUAUUUUAGCAAGACAUUUAAGCAAGUUGCAAGGCAUUUCCAAGCUGCUAGGGGGCACAUAUGCACAAGCCCAGAAGCCAUCAGUCAUUAUGGACAGCUUUAUCUUGUAAUUGUGCAUGUGUCAUAUUAUGAUCCCCUUUCUGUGUGCUGUUUUAGAUUGAAAAUUGUUUCAUCUACAGUGCUUUUGAGAUUGUUUUGAUAUGAAAAUGUAUUCUACUACUAGUAACCCAUGUGUGUUGUGUGGUAAAAAUACAUAUUUUUACAUUUUCAUCAGUAUCAUAUCCUUUCUUUGAGGUAUCCAA
Branchiostoma belcheri (Belcher's lancelet) is the source of this 1832-nucleotide messenger RNA. Its product is annotated as protein-lysine methyltransferase METTL21D-like. The coding region runs from base 73 to 858 and encodes 261 amino acids. Gene Ontology annotation, cellular component: cytoplasm; nucleus. The record is from RefSeq and is a predicted model, not a curated record. Lineage: Eukaryota; Metazoa; Chordata; Leptocardii; Amphioxiformes; Branchiostomatidae. The transcript is spliced from 3 exons.